Rosa chinensis is the source of this 1794-nucleotide messenger RNA. RefSeq lists its product as uncharacterized. NCBI's taxonomy places the organism in Eukaryota, Viridiplantae, Streptophyta, Magnoliopsida, Rosales, Rosaceae. The record is from RefSeq and is a predicted model, not a curated record. Bases 1 to 1794 code for a protein of 597 amino acids. Gene Ontology annotation, molecular function: zinc ion binding. The transcript has 3 exons.
AUGGAUGUCCAGGUUUUACUGUUUUCUCUAUCGAAUGAAAGAAAAAGUUUUGUUGAUAUCGACAUAAAUGUCAUUGGAACUGUCGAUGCUGAGAGUGAAGAGGAUGAUAUUGAGGUUGGCAAUAAUGAAGAGGAUGGCUCUAACGAUGAGGAUGAGUAUUUAGGGAAGUAUGCUCCUCCUCAAGGUAAAGUUUAUUUGUCUCAUGAAUGGAAGACAUAUAUAAGAUCAGUUGGGCAAAAAUUCGAGGGUGGUGUUACAGAAUUUAGGGACAAACUCUGCAAGUAUGCUAUUGAAAAAGGUUUUAGAUUUGCAUAUAUCAAGAAUGACAAGGAGCGUGUUACAGCGGAAUGUUUCAUGAAGCAUGCAGAAGGUUGUAGCUGGCGUAUUCAUGCCAUAUUGAAUCGCGCCAAUGGAUUCUUCUACAUUAAAGAUUUGAAUAAUGAGCAUAGUUGUCGAGCGCGAAUUCGACUCCGGAAAAGUGUUUUGAUGGGUUCAAAGAUUGUGUCGUCAGUUGUAGCAGACCAAAUUCGAAGCAAACCACUUAUGAAGCCUAUUGAAAUCGUAAAAGAUUUCAAGCACAACUAUGGAUUGGAUAUAUCUUAUUAUAAUGCAUGGAAAGGUAAAGAGUUGGCAAAAAUUCAAGUUCACGGCGAUGAGGAAUCGUCGUAUACUCAGUUGCUAUGGUAUGUUGAUGCAUUGAUGAAGACAAACAAGGGUUCUCACUGUGUCCUUGAGUGCGACGAAAUUUCGUCACGUUUCAAGCGACUCUUCAUAUCAUACCAUGCCUCCAUAGAAGGUAUAUAUCCCCUGGCUUUUGCUAUAGUUGACUCUGAAGAUGAAAACAAUUGGACUUGGUUCUUAGAAAAUAUUUACCAGAUUUUGCGGCCACAAGGUCGCAAAAUCACCUUCAUAUCCGACCGCAAUAAAGGCCUUCUUGAAGCUGUUCAAAAAGUUUUCCCAGAUUCAGACCAUGCUUUUUGUUUGUUUCAUUUGAAACAAAACGUUCUGAAAAGAUACCCAUCUAGAAUGGGAAAAAGCUAUCGUAACUGGAUUGUAAAGUGCUUUAAGAGGUGUGCUUAUGGUGGAGGAAUCAUGCAGAAAUUUCUAGAAGACACUCCAAAGGAACAUUGGUCUAAUGCCUUUUUCCCAGGAAACAAAUAUGGAGAAAUGUGCUCAAACUUGGCGGAGUCUUUCAACGCAUGGGUAAAAGUUGAGCGUGAGCUGCCUUCUCCACAAUUGGUUAAUAGAUUGCGGGUGAAGCUAAUGGUUUCCUAUGCUGCAAGGCGUCGUGCAGCGACCAAAUGGUCAACAAUACUAUGCCCCAAAAUGGAGAAGCUGUUGAACAAGCUCUAUGAAGUAGGUAGACACUGGGAUGUGAGCCGAUCGACGGAUUUUAUAUUUGAAGUUCAUGAUACUUAUUCCUUCCUUGUUGAUCUGGAAACCCGCACAUGCUCUUGUCAUCAAUGGCAAAUCAAAGGGUUUCCUUGUGCACAUGCUAUUGCAGCCACCGUUGCGGAUGAAGGUGAUCCCUAUACAUAUGUGGAACCUUAUUUCACUGUGGAUUUCUACAAAAACUGCUAUAGCAACCCCAUUGUCCCUGUGUCUGAUAUUGAGAAAAAAACACCAGAUGAAUAUGGUAACCUUGUGGUUAAGCCUCCUUUGACAAGGAAACCCCCUGGUAGACCACGUAAAAGAAGGAUCCCGUCUGCAGGUGAGGAAGUGAGAUCGAUCAAAUGUGGCAGGUGUGGUGUCAUUGGACGACAUAAUCGGAAAACUUGCACAUCUGCAAUAUAA